Molecule: messenger RNA, 2289 nt
Organism: Trachymyrmex septentrionalis
Lineage: Eukaryota; Metazoa; Arthropoda; Insecta; Hymenoptera; Formicidae
Product: UDP-glucuronosyltransferase 2B31-like
Exons: 7
Coding region: 69-1607 (512 amino acids)
Molecular function (GO): UDP-glycosyltransferase activity
Source: RefSeq, a predicted model, not a curated record
CUGUUAACAUCGUUUUCAUAUUCGCUAUGUAAUUUGGACUGAAAAUUAUAUAACAAUACGAAUAAAAAAUGCGAGUGCUACUAGUGAUUUUUGCUUUGUUGUUUUGCCUGUCGAUUUGCCAUGGAUAUCGUUUGCUCGGAAUAUUUCCAUUUCAUGGUAAAAGUCAUUUUGUUAUGGUCGAGCAAUUGAUGAAGGGCCUAGCCAGAAAGGGUCAUCAAGUCGACAUGGUCAGCAAAUUUCCUCUGAAGAAACCUUAUCCAAAUUACACCGAUAUCGUGAUAUUGCCAACAAAUGUGCAUUUGGUGAACAAUAUGUCGUUCGAACUAAUGCAAAAACUGAUUACCUCAAGUCCAGUAAACGCCGUUUCGACAUGGGCAGGAAACGAACUUUGUGACUUGUUAGGAAAUCCAGAAAUUAAAGAACUAGCUAAACCAAAGGAUCCACCUUAUGAUGCUGUAUUUAUAGAGGUUUUUGGUGCGCAAUGUUAUAGUGUCAUUGCUUACAUGUUAAAAGUUCCUUUGAUUGGUAUCAGCACGACGUCAUUGUACCCGUGGCUAUAUGACAUGAUCGCUCAACCUGAGAGCCUGGCCUUCGUGCCAAAUAACGUUAUAAGUUUAACCGAACCCAUGAAUUUCUGGCACCGUUUGUAUAACGUCGUGCACACAUUCUUCGACAAGUGGUACUUUAAUUAUCUUACGACACGGGAGCAAGACAGAAUAAUAAGGGAACACUUCGGGCCGGACGUACCGAGUGUACGGGAAUUGGAAAAGAAGGUGUCGCUGGUCCUCAUCAACUCUCACAUCGCGCUAAAUGGGAUACAGCCGAGGACAGCUGCUGCGGUAGACGUGGGGGGAAUCCACGUCCAGGACGAAGACGAAACAUUGCAACCUGAAUUAGAAAAAUGGAUGAAUGAUAGUAAAGAUGGUUUCAUUUAUUUCACUUUUGGCUCGAUGAUGAUGAUUGAGACUUUUCCACACGAGUUCCUGAGAAUGCUUUACGCCUCCUUAGGUAAAAUAGCACCCGUGCGGGUUAUAAUGAAGAUACCGAAGCCGGAAAAAUUGCCAGCCAAUUUGCCCGAAAACAUUUACAUUUCCCCUUGGAUGCCACAAAUUAAAAUAUUGAAACAUCCUAACAUAAAAGCCUUUAUCACUCACGGCGGACUCAUGGGCACGUUGGAAGCGAUAGUAUGCGGUGUCCCCAUGAUCGGUAUACCACUUUUCGCCGAUCAGUUUACAAAUAUCGACAGGUAUGUCGCUAGAAACAUUGCCUUGCGACUAGACAUCAGUACGAUUACCGAAAAAAGCUUCGACGCAGCCUUAAAUGCAAUCUUACGAGACCCCCUGUAUAGAGAAUCUGCGCGGAAAUUGUCUCAACGAUUCUUCGAUCAGCCAUUGGACGCUGUAGACACUGCUAAUUAUUGGGUCGAGUAUGUCAUUAAGUACGGUGAGGAUUGUUUGCGAUCGCCUGCGCUGGAUUUAACCUGGUGGCAAUUAUCCCUUAUCGAUGUUAUCGGAUUUCUUCUAUUUUGCGCAGCAAUCGUUGUCGCUACAGCGAUACUGCGUAACACAGUGUACGAUUCCGUGCUUUCCAAUUAUGACACAAGUUGAUACAACCGUACACAACUAAAAUGUUGUAUUCGAUGUCGUUAUUUAUAUCACUUCAUGAAUACCAAAUUUUUACAUUUCAUUACCACUUAUUUUUUUAAGAGUGAUACUCUGAUAAGAAGUUUCAAGUUUCGAAUAUAUUCGGACGUGUGUAUAAGAUAUUUUUCUUCAUUUCACUCUGAUGGUGAAAUAGAAAAACUAAUCAGUAUUUCAGCUACAAAUCGACACUGUGUAUUAAUAUUAUAUAUCACACAGUAUAUGACUGUGUUCCAACAAUGAAAAGCACCUAUAAUUACAUGUCUUUCUUAAUAAAGGUAUUAUUGAGGAGAAGUAAAUAAAGGAGAUUGCAUUUUUAUAUACAAAUCUCUUUGAUAUUCUCUAACAAAUAUUUAUUAAACGUAAUAUAAUUCUUUGACAGAUAUAGUUCUUCCCCCGUAUCUUAAUCUUACUUGCAGAAGCAUACGUUUAUACGAUGUUCUCCAUUAUGUACAGACACAUUUAUAUUAUUUUUGUAUUACACCAGGCAAAUAAAUAUAUUUGCACCUAUAAAAUCUAAGAGUUUAUGUAUUCUUUUUAUUGUCAUACAAUUGCUCAGAGUUCUCUUGUUUCAGUGCUGAAUUAAUCAAAUGUAAAAAGAUCAGGUGAACUAUUGUAAUUUAAAGGAUGUACCGUUAUUUAAAGUAAU